CCGCUUCCGUCACAAGACCCGCUGAAAUUCAAAGUUGAAGGAGGAGCUCAAACCUUGCGACAACAAGAAAGUUGAAACUUGUCUUCGCACAACUGACCUGCGUAAGAAGUUGAGAUUUACAGACAUCCUCUCAGAAUGGAAGCUGAUGAAGAAAAUUGUGUUUCUGCCAAUUUAAAGAGGCAGAGAGAACCUCUCUCUGAUACAGAAGAGAAUACAAAGUUUACUGCAGAGAAUAAUGAUGGACAGAAGCGGCCACGUCUAGAAUUAGCUGGUCGGGAGAACCAAAGUCCUAAAUCAUCUUCAUCUAGACGUCUGGCUGAACUCCAGACAAAGCCAGAUACGCCUAUAGUCCCUUCAGUCCGAUCACGGGUUCAGCUGUUCACACAGAGAAAAGAAGGAGGAGCUGCUGGAGCCUUGCGGUGCCUUUCAGAUCCUGGAUCUCAAGGAUCCUCGUUCAUCCACCAUGACAAGAGUGUCAAACAGCAUCUUCUUGCUGAUGGGGAAUUUACCCAAAGAAUGGAACGCUUUAAGGCACCAGCUCUGCAGGCCAGCCCCACCAACAGCGAGAGCCCAGCCAGCUCCUGUCAGAGAUCCUGCUCCAAUUUUGUGUCUGACAUUCAGCAGAAGCUCCAGAGCACAACAACGCCCAGCACCAAGCAGGCUUCUCGCAUCCGCCAGGAACGAGAGCUGGAAUUGAACCAACUGCCCUUCAAUCCAAUUAGUGAAAAUGCCUGGCUCAAAAGAAGCAGCUCUGAUUCCUCAUUGACUCAGCAGGCAGCAAGGACCCCCCCUGGCUCCUCCUUGGUGGCUCCUACAUCUAAAAGGAGAGUUGUUUGGCCCCCCACACAGUCCUGGGAUCAGGUUCAUGGGGAUGCUGACAUGAAAGACGGCAGCUUUGUUGAAGCGUCUACAUCUGAUGGAGACAAACCUUUGACUGUGACGGCAGGUAAGAAGACCCCGUAUCGCCCUGACAUACCCGCUGCCUCUGCAGCAUUUGGGCUUUUUGGGGAAACUCGGGCACCAAACGCUCGUCGUGGUGAGAAGAUCAGCGUGGAGGAAGACCGCACGACGUCUGCGGGGAAAGAACAGCUGGUCUCUGAAGAACCGAGUCAAACCGUCCUGAAGCUGUCCUUCAGUGACGAUCAGAACUUGUCUGAGUUCACCUCUUUAGAUGAAUUUGAUGACAAGGAGGAAAAUGUUUCCAAAUUAACUGAAGACGAAAACUCCCAGGUGUUUGUUUCCGAUAAAGACGAAACCAUGGAGGAUUCUUCAUUUGGGGAUGAGCAGAUCGAACCCUCCACAGAUGAAGAGUUAAAGAUCUGGCACUAUCCGCAAGACAGUUUAUUGGCAGAAGAUGAAGCAAAUUUAGUUGAAGAAGACAACACGUCGACUAAAACGUCUGAAGAGCUCAAGGCUUCCAAAGUGGGAAAAGAAGAAAUCCAUUCAGCCGAUCUGGAUGAACCUGCUGACAUCCAGAAUGAAGAACGAUGUCCUCCUGCUGAUGUUUCUGCAAAGAUUUCUGAGCUCAAAUCGAAGCAAGAACUCUGUGACUCUUUGAAAGAGGAAUCUCUUUUAGUUGGUGAUCGUUUUAAAGUGGAGCGUGAUGAAGAAAGCUGCUCAGGAGCUAGAGAUGAUUUUACAACUGAACAAGAGUCGGAAGGAAGCAUUCCUCAUGGAUCUGAGCAGCUAGAGCGGAACAGGAAGACAGUCGGAGUCAGAGAUGGAACUCAAACAUCAGGAGAAUCUCCACCACAGAAAACAGAAGUUGCAGGUGGAGCUCAACCGGAGGAUCGGACUGAAUCACCAAAAUAUGACAGAGUUCAAACUUUCAUUCAAACUACAGAAGCGUCACACCCCCAAGAUUUUGAGGAAGGUGCAGAAAACUCUGUCUGUGGAGAGCAGGUGGUUAAAGAAGAGACUAUAGAAAGUCUGGAGGCGGAGGGAAAAGGAACCUCAAAGAAAGUCACCUUUGUGUUGGAGCCGGAGCUGAUCCACAGCUCGGAUCUGUCUGAGAGUGACACCUCAAUGCGGUCCAGAGCCGAUUCAAGCCUGUCAGAUUUUGGCCUGAGCUCCCACGAUGAGACCAACACUGCUGAAAUGAUCGACCAAAUGUUUGAGGAGGUGCUGGAAUAUGCUGGGAAGGUGGAGAAGGAGAGGCGCGAAGAUGCAGAAGACUGCGACAGUGGGAUUGUUCCGUGCUCAGACAGUCAAGUCAAGACGGAGGAGAAAAACAACGAAGUAGUUCAGACAACAGAAGAGAACGAUCCAAAUGAAGACGAGCUUCUGAGUUUCCCUCCAGCUGGAAUUCUGUCUCCCCUCAGCAAAUCUGUGGAGGCCGUCGUCACGCCGCUGCGACUGGCUGCAGAAUCCAAUCCUUCAUCGUUGCUCCUGAUCCCUGAUGAGACCAGCACUCCUCCUGCUGAAUCUGCUCCUCUGUACAGUAUUGAUGCGUACCGCACACAAAGACAGAAUAAGCUUCCCGCCAUCCAGAGCGUGACGCCGGCGCUUCAGAGACGAGCUGCAGAGACGCCCAAACCUCAACCAUCUACCAACACCAAGGAAGAGAUUGCAGCUCUUAAUGAGGAGGCAGGUAAACUGCAGACUGUGAUCAAUCAAACCCUGCAAGCUCUGAGCUGCUGCAUCGACGAGGAUCACGGGCGAGGCUCGCUGGAGGAGGCUGAAGCUGAGAAGCUGCUGCUAGUUUCCAGCGAGAAGCGUUCUGCUUUGCUGGCAGAAGUGGCUCGACUGAGGCAGGAAAGAAGUUCAGUGUCUGAGGAGGCAGCAAAGGAAGACACGGACUACAUUUCCCAGCAGGCCUGCAGAGGAACUGUCCACAUCACAAACAUCCAGCUGCCCCUGAAGGUGGAAUUUGUCUGCUCCUCACAGAGCCGUGCAGGUCGGCCAAGUCAUUAUUUCUUUGUCCUGAUCCACUAUGGGCCCUACAACAUCGUCGCCACGCCUCUGGCCACCGCUGCCGACGCUCGCAACGGAGACACCAUCUCCUUCCCCACGUCUGUCACACUGAAAGACAUCCGCUCGUCUUUUGAGAUUGACGUUGAGGUCUACAGCCUGUCCCACACAUCUGGUACCAACUCUAUUUCCACAACGGAUCGGACCAACACAAAGACAAGAGUCACACCAAGGAAACUCUUAAAUACCAUCACUAGAUCCACUAACACUGCAUCAGGUGCCGCUCCCAUUAAUCUCAGCACCCGUCGCUCCAGCAGCUUUUGUCUGGUGGGUUCCCAUAAAAUCACCCUGGCCUCUCUUGGACAAAGCAAAUUCCCCCUUGAUAAGAUGAAAUUUGAAGGCAAAGUCAGGAAACUGCUGGGAGAUGAAUUUCAGGAAAAGGUGCCCUUCCUGUCUCCUCUAGAGGGCAGUAUCUACAUGCAGCUGAGGAGUGAGGGUCACUCCAAUAUUUACCACCACGGCUUCCUGACAAUGUUUGAGUUGAUCAGUGGAUUUGGACUGUGGCAUCGCCGGUUUUUCGUGCUGGACGGAUGUAACCUGUCCUACUGGAACAGCCCAAACGACAGAGAGAACAAGGAAGCGGAAGGCGUCAUUCCUCUGUCAGGGUCUCCCAGUCGGUGUGUCAGACCUGUCAAGAGGGACUCGUGUGCUCGACCUUUCACCUUUGAGCUGGUGAGCAAUGUGUCAAAGCAACAAGAGAGCAACCAGGACGGACUGUCCAAGUGCUGGUUCUCUGCCGACACCAAAGAGGACCGACUGGACUGGAUGGAGAAGCUGAACCAAGCCCUGUUGGACUUUAACACUUGGAACCCAGCCCAGUCAGAGAGUCAGCAGUCGAGCUCAUGCAGCAGUGGAAACUUGAGGGAAAGUAUGCUGUGAUGCGUCAUGGUUUGAUGCCGUCAGACGUCGCUGCAGCAGCAGCUCAGGCUGUUCCAACCAACUCAGCUCAUGUUGAAUCGGUAGUGAAAUAUUGGGGGGUUUUUUUGUUUGUUUUUUUAACUUAAAUCCUAUCAUUACAACAUUUUUCUUUUCUUUUAAAAACUUUUUCUGUUGAAAAAAGUUGUAAACUUUUUUUUCUUUUAUAUACUUUUCUUGAAUCAUUAGCUGCUUAAGCCUUCAUUGGCAUUUUGGUCACUUUCGGUUGGAAGGGUGAAUGAAGCGUUUUGGGCUCACGAUUUGCUCAAAUUUACAUCUCUAUCCUUUUAUCUUUGUAUAUUUCUUAGAGGUGGAAGGAAAAAGCAUAAUAUACAUACAGGAUCUGCUAAACCCGCUUCGACCAGAACUAGGUAAAACUGGUAAAAUACUACAAAAUGUUAAAAUGCUGGUUUCCUAACCACCAAAUGGGAGGUUUUAUUACUUUGUUUUUGAAGGUGGUGACAGAUGGAGUAUUUUUUUUUUAAUUCAACAACUUUAUGAUUUAAAUUGAUGUUUGUUUUGUUUGUUUACAUCUGUAUGUUUCUCUCUGGAGCAGAUUUUGACGCCGCAUAGCUCGUUUACAAACAGAAGUGCAUUAUCUUUAAUGUAUUGAAGGAGAGGCUUUCUCAAAUUAAUAUAAAGUUUAUUUCAAAAUCUAUAUUUUCAUUAGUGUUGUGCUUGUGAAGGGAUGCCAAUUAAAUCCAACAGCUGUGCAGCUUCAGCUUUCACAUCUGUGCAGGUUACAGAAACCAAUGUAAAUGUGGAUGAAGCUCACUGUCGUGGUUUGAAGGGAUGUGAUCUGUGCUGCCUGUUUAUUUUUUAAACCUUUUUCCUGUUGCUGUUGCAGGCUCUCGUUCUAUGCACGUCGUGGAAUUUAUCAAUAAAACGAAUGGAAUGAAUGUAAAGGCUGAUGGGAUCUAUGGGUUUAAACGUAUCCAGGAUUCCGUUUUUCCCUUUAAUUGGAAAAGGAUUGUAUAAAUCUAGUGCGCAAAUAAAACGUUGCAUUGGGA
Molecule: messenger RNA, 4895 nt
Organism: Oryzias latipes (Japanese medaka)
Lineage: Eukaryota; Metazoa; Chordata; Actinopteri; Beloniformes; Adrianichthyidae
Gene: anln2
Product: anillin, actin binding protein 2
Biological process (GO): septin ring organization; mitotic cytokinesis; actomyosin contractile ring assembly
Cellular component (GO): actomyosin contractile ring
Source: RefSeq, a predicted model, not a curated record